CCGAAUUACAAGAUCCUGAAUAAGCUGCUUCAUCAGACAGACAGCUAGAAAAUCCUAUUUGCAAAAUAGCUCCCACCAGUUUCUUUUAUGUCCAAAGUGAGACUCAGGUUUUGGCUAGAAAAUACACUCCUGUCAGCGGUAAGGAAGAGGAAUGGUGUCUCUCCCCCUUUUCAGAAACACCAUUCCCUGGAUGAACGGACAGCAGGAGCGCAGUCUCACAGACGCAGGACUGACCCGAGUACAGUCACCGUCUCUCUCCCAACCCUGAGGGGGGAAAAUUCCUUUGUGGCACCUGGGGAAGAGAGUAUCCAAACGAGCUGGUCGGAGUCUGGCAGCGUGGGCAGCAGCGCGGCGACCACGGCUCCGGGCGCGAAGGUGUGUAAGGUAGGCGGGGUGAAGCACCCAGGAGCGGAGGGAAGAGCGCUGCACCCCCGCUAAGUCUCGCCGCGCUGGGCGCGUAUCUGGGCGGCCCCAGAAACCAGCAGAGGCAGACUUGGGACCCGGGCAGAGCAGGAGGUGGGCAGAGCCCCUUCCCCUGCUGCCGUUACCUGCAGCAGCAGAAGCGCAGCCGCUGGCUCUUGCUGGAUCCGCGCGUCCGCUACCGACUGGACAGCAGCUACCGCCUCCACUGCCUGCACCUGCGACUCAGUGGAUCCCUCUUUGGACAGGGCACCCCCACCCCGGGAAUCCCAACGCCAGGAGCCAUCCGUGGCCAUGGCGGGGGCUUCUCGGCACCCGACUGGGACGCCCAGCCAGCUCCUUGUGGCGCUCGCCUGCCUGCUCUUGAGUCGCCCUGCGCUGCAGGGACUGGCAUCCUCGCUUGGGACCGAGCCCGACCCGGCGCUUUACCUGCACGCCUGGGGUGCGCUUGAAGGCACUCGCCCCGACGGCCCUAGCGUGCUGAUUGCCAACCCUGGACUCCGUGUGCCCUUGGGUCGUUCCCUUUGGCUCGACCCGCUCCGGGACCUGGUGAUUGGAGUGCAGCCGGGGGACCGGUGCGAAGUCACGGUACUGGACGCCCUGCCUCUGCUCAAGGGCGCGCUCUCCCCGCGCCGCUUCCCCUGUGCCUUCGGGCCCCGCCAGGUCCAGUACACUCACUUCGGCUCCCACAGCCCCGGACGCGCCCGGGUGCUGCUGCAGCUGCGCUACGACGCCCCGACUCACACGCUGGUGCUGCCCUUCACGCUGGCGGUGGACGUGGUCUUUACCCAGCUGCAGCUGGUGACGCGCAACAGGCCUUUGGUAGUGGAGAAGCUGCAGGGCUGGAGCCGCGCCAUCGACAGGAGAGUGCUGGACUUCGCCUCCCUGAAGUCCAGAGCCACGGUCACCCGCAGGUGCCAGCUCACCCCACUUCCUCACGAGGACGGCCCCCUACCCAAGUACGGGCACUUAGUGGACGCGGUGGGGGCCCCUCUCCCCAGGGGCAAGCGCAUAGACUGUGAAGCUUUCCUCCGGGCUGGGGUGCGCUAUCAGCACACCGCUGCCUCCUCGCCCAACCGGGACUACUUGCCAAUGAUGGUGGAGCUGCUGGGGCCUAAGGGCCAGGACGCUGGGUCCACGGGUGUGCUGGUCCGCGAGCACUUCCAGCUGCUGGUGAGGAUCCUCGGGGGAGCCAAGAACACACCGCCCAGACCCAGCUUCAUGGCCACGAUGAUGAUGGAGGUGGAUCCAUUUGUGCUGACAGCCCUGACACCUGACGCACUAGCCGCGGAGGACGUCGAGUCAGACCCUGGCGACCUGGUGUUCAACAUUCUCAACGCCCCCACUCCCGCACCAGGGCAUCCGGGGCAGCAGGGCUACGUGGUCAGCACCGACGACCCUCUAGGCCUUCCAGUCUCCUUCUUUACCCAGCAGGAGCUGCGGGAGCUGAAGAUUGCCUAUCAGCCCCCUACAGAGAACUCCCAUGGAGAGCGCCUCUUUCAGCUGGAACUGGAGGUGGUGGACGGAGAUGGCGCCGCCUCAGACCCCUUUGCCUUCAUGGUGACAGUGAAAUCCAUGAAUACUCUGGUCCCAGUGGCUAGCCAUAACAGGGGACUUGUGCUUUUUGAAGGUCAGUCAAGGCCCUUGUCCAGCACCCACAGCGUUCCUAUCAGUGAUAAAGAUAACCUGGAAGAGGUGAAAAUGGCUGCAGUCAGGGGCUUGAGACAUGGGCAGCUGGUGGUGUUUGGGGCACCUGCUGGGUGCAAGUAUUUCACACCGGCGGACCUGGCAGCAAGGCGAGUGGUGUAUCAGCAUGAUGGCAGCAACACCUACAGUGACAACAUCAUCUUCCGGAUGGAGGACGGACACCACCAAGUGGAAUUUCUCUUUCCCGUCACCAUCUUACCUGUGGAUGAUGAACCACCAAUGGUCAAUACUAACACAGGACUCUCACUGACGGAAGGGCAGGUGGUCCAGAUCACUCCCUUUGUACUGAGUGCUACUGAUAUCGACUCUGAGGACUCAACCAUCCACUUUGUGCUAGAGAACCAGCUCCUAGAAGGAAAUAAGGAAGAGCCACAGUGGGAGCUGGCCCCUGGUUCCUCCCACUCAGGCCACUACCUGGGGGACAUGUUGCUGCGGCAGGCUGAACUACCUCUCUCCACUGAAGGUGGGGACUGGCACUACAUGGAAAAGGAACGGCUUUAUGAGAAAGUGGUGACUGAGUGGCUACAGAGAGACAUAAUGGAAGGGAGACUCUUCUACCGCUAUCUUGGACCACACAGCUCUCAAACUGUAAUGGUCCAGCUGGCUUUCCAUGUGCAGGAUGACCAUGACCCACCCAAUCUCUCCAACCAGCACAUUUUCACCAUCAAGGUCCAGCCAGCGGAUAUACUGAGUCCACAGCUGUAUCCAGGAACUACACUAGAAAUGACUGUACAAGAAUACCAACUCACUCACUUCCAGAAGAAAUUCCUCCGAUACAUUGACCAGGACUCUGAUGACCAGAACCUAUGGUACACCCUACUGACACUCCCGACUGACACAGAUCACAACCACCAAGUCCGGGCUGGAGAAAUUGUGCUCACUGAUUCACCAGACACACUCAUCAUGCACUUCACCCAAGCCCAGGUAAAUCAGCGUGAAGUUGCCUACCAGCCUCCACAGAAGUUGGGUAUUGCACCACGGGUUGUGCAGUUUACCUACCAGGUGGAAGAUGCUGCAGGCAAUAGCGUGCCAGGCACAUUUACAUUAUUCCUGCAACCUGUGGACAACCAGCCCCCAGAAGUCACCAACAGAGGCUUUACUGUCUUAGAGGGAGGCAGCUUUAACCUCAGCAGUAAUGAGCUGCAUGUUACAGACCCAGACACAGACAUUGACCAAAUUGUCUUCAUAUUAGUCCACGGUCCCCAACAUGGACGCUUGCAAUACUUUAAAAAAUGUAUGGUCCCAGGGGAAUCUUUCACGCAAGCUGAUAUUAUUAAUGGGAGUGUCUCUUACCAGCAUGGUAGAGACCAGACAACUACCAGUGACACUUUCCAUCUGGAAGUAAGUGAUGGGGUGCACCAUAUACCCAUCACCAUCCCAAUUUCCGUGCAUCCCAGUGUGGCUAACGAAAGUCCUAGGAUCUCUAUCACAAGUAGUUCAUUAUUGGAUGUUUCUAUAGAUGUACUAGAGAAUAAAGUCACUGAAAUUACCAUGGGUGUCAUCCAUGGUAAAAGGAAGGAUGUACAUCACUUGAUGCUGUCUUUCAUUGUAAAGGACAGCCCCAAAUUGGGCACUAUUCUGGUCAAUGGUUUGCCCACAGAACGAUUCACCCAAGAGGACCUCAUCAGUGGGAGAGUAGCCUAUGUCCACACUGGAGGUGAAGUUGGUUUUCAAAAGCAGCAUGAUGCCUUCAGCCUCAUCCUCUCCAAUGAUUCUUACCAAUGGGUAGUGGGGAAUAGCAUAAUAGAGAGAAUACAGGUACAAGUAACUGUGCUGCCUGUGGACAAUGUGGGACCUAAGGUCUUGGUGGAGGAGUCCUUCAUUGUCUAUGAAGGUGAGAAGAACUCCUUGACCUUACAACAUCUCCAUGUUGAAGAUGUGGACACUCCUCAAGAUGAACUCCUCUGCACAGUGACUAGUCAGCCAGCCUCUGGCUACCUGGAAAAUAUUGCACCAGCUCCUGGUUCAAAAAUGUCCCAGUCUGGUAGCCCCAUCAGUGCUUUCUCCCUCAGAGAUGUCCAAGUGAGGCAUAUCAAUUAUGUACAGAGUAUUCACAAGGGAGUAGAGCCACAAGAGGAUCAAUUCACCUUUUAUUGCUCUGAUGGCAUCAACUUCUCCCCAAGUGUCUUCUUCCCUAUAAUCAUCCUACCCACCAAUGAUGAGCAGCCUAAACUUUUUGCCCAUGAGUUUGAGGUACUAGAGGGGAUGAGCCUGGUCAUAGACACCCAGCUGCUCAAUGGAGCAGAUGCUGACCUGCCACCGAAUGAGCUCCACUUUCAACUCACAGCCCUCCCUCGGCAUGGACGAAUCAUAGAGCAGCUGGCUACAGGCAGCCAGCCCAUCCACAGCUUCACCCUCAAGGAGAUCCAGGAGGCCUCCACCAUUGUGUAUGAGCAUGAUGACUCAGAGACCAAAGAGGACAGUUUUGAGGUCUGGCUAAGUGAUGGCAAGCACACCACCCACAGGAAGGUACCCAUUGUAGUGACCCUAGUGGAUGAUGAAACUCCUCAGCUGACUGUCAACAGUGGGCUGAAAGUAGAGAAAGGACACUCUGAGAUCAUCACAAAUCGGAUCCUUAAGGCCACAGAUCUUGACUCAGAUGAUAAGAGCCUCAGUUUUGUCCUCCAUUCUGGGCCUCAACAAGGGCUUCUACAGAGGCUGAGAAAACCCAGAGGAGAAGUGAGGAACAAUCUUACUCUGGGAAUGAACUUUACCCAGGAUGAGAUUGACAGAGGCCUCAUCUGCUAUAUCCACACAGGCCAAGAAGGGAUUGUUGAUAUUAUCAAGUUUGAUGUGACUGAUGGGGUUAACACUUUGACAGACCACUACUUCUAUGUCACUAUUGGCAACUUAGACAAGGUCCUCCCUGAGGUAAUCAGCAAAAGGAUCACCUUAACAGAAGGUACCAGAGUGACCAUUACCAACAGUCUGCUUAGCAACAGUGAUAUCAACAGCUCUGAUGAACAUCACUUUAACAUUACAUGGGCUCCAAGCCUGGGUCACCUAGAAAGUUCUGACCAUGCUGGGGAACCCAUUGCCUCUUUCACUCAGCUUCAAUUGGCUAGCAACAAAAUAUCCUAUGUCCGUACUUCAAAUGAUGAGAAAAAGAUGGACAGCUUUGAGUUUCAAGUGAUCAGUGAACUCUACCCUGUGUCCAGAACCUUCAGGAUCUUCAUCACUGAUGUGGAUCAUAAGAAACCUAUCUUGACCAUCCAUAGACUAACACUACAGAAAGAGGCUAGCCAACUGAUCACUCCCCUUGAGUUGACAGUGGAAGACAAGGAUACCCCAGAUUAUCUUAUUCUCUUUACCAUCACCCAGGUCCCCAUGCAUGGCAAGAUUUUGUACAAUGGUAGCCAUUCUGUGACCACUUUCACCAAGCAAGACCUGAACAAGAACCUGAUUAGCUACAAGCACGACGGCAGUGAGACCACUGAAGAUAGUUUCUCCUUGACUGUGACAGAUGGCACUCACACUGAUUUCUAUGUCCUCCCAGACACUGCCCUGGAGACACACAAACCUCAAGUAAUGAGGGUCCAGAUAAGAUCAUUAGACAAUAGGCUUCCCCAGAUUACUAUCAACAGGGGUGCCCUAACCUUGAAGCACCUUCACACUGGACAUAUGGGCUUCUUGAUUACCAGUAAGUCUCUGAAGGCAGAAGAUCAGGACAGUCCCCACAGGCUUCUGAAGUAUAAAGUUACCAGAGGACCAGAGCAUGGCUUCAUUAUCAGAACUGGCCUUGGAAACCAGAGCACUCGAGUGUUUACACAAGCUGACAUUGAUGAGAUGAAGAUAUCCUAUGUCUUGAAUGAGGGCAGCAAUGCAUCAAAGGACAUCUUCUAUUUCUCUGUUGAAGACAAUGGAGGAAAUAGACUAACAAAUCAACCUUUCCAUCUAAACUGGGCUUGGAUUUGUUUGGAGAAGGAGUACUACAUUGUGGAUGAAGACUCCACAUUCUUAGAAGUGACACUUACACGCAGAGGAUACCUUGGAGAAACGUCAUUUAUCAGCAUUGGUACCAAAGAUGAAACUGCAAAAAGAGAUAAAGAUUUCAAAUGGAAGCCCAAUAAACAGGUCCAAUUCAAUCCUGGACAGACUACAGCCACAUGGAGGGUGAGAAUCAUACCUGACAAUGAAUAUGAGACUUCAGAGACCUUCCAGAUCAUUCUGUCGGAACCUCUCAUGGCUAUACUGGAGUUUCCAGAAAUGGCAACGGUUGAAAUUGUGGACCCUGGAGAUGAAUCAACAGUUUAUAUUCCAGAGGCAGAAUACAAAAUAGAAGAGGACGUUGGGGAACUUUUGAUUCCAGUAAGACGAUCUGGAGAUGCAAGCCAGGAACUAAUCGUCAUUUGCUCCACACGUCAAGGUUCUGCCACAGGUACGAUUUCUUCCACAGUGUUAUUCUCUGAUUACAUCUCACGUCCAGAGGACCACACCAGCAUCCUCCACUUUGACAAGAACGAGACACAGAAGACCUGCCGGAUCCUGAUCAUUGAUGACUCCCUUUAUGAAGAGGAGGAAUCCUUCAGUGUUUCACUGAGGCUGCCAGUGGGAGGACAGCUGGGAGCCAGAUUCCCCACCACCAAGGUCACUAUUCUGACUGAUCGUUAUGAUGAACCUGUCCUGCACUUUGGGGAUGCUGAAUAUCACGUCAAUGAAAGUGCUGGCUCUGUGGAGGUUUGUGUUUGGAGAAGAGGCACUGAUCUUUCCCAACCAUCAUCCAUCAUCGUGCGCUCCAGAAAGUCAGAGCAGGAGUCAGCAGAAGCUGGAACAGAUUAUGUUGGCAUCAGCCGAAAUCUGGACUUUGCUCCAGGCGUGCACCUGCAGACAUUCCGAGUGACCAUCCUUGAUGACCUGGGACAGCCCACCUUGGAAGGCCCAGAGAAGUUUGAGUUAGUUCUUCAGAUGCCUAUGGGUGCAGUGCUUGGAGAACCAAAUAAAACUACCGUUUUCAUCAAGGAUACCAUCACUGACUGUAAGCAGAGUGCUUGUAGUUCCUUUGAUUGAAAGACUUUAAGAGGGAAAAAAAAGCGUCAAGAUAUGUCUUCUAACAACAGAAUGAAACUCUACUGUUUAUAGAUCUUAGCAAUUCUGGGAUAUCAGUGAUAUUGUACCAUCAUUGGUGUUAUAUUCUGGUGAUAUGUGGAAAUGUAAUUUAUGUGACUGCAUGGAAAUAGAAAUAUAUAUACAUAGAAAACAUUGAGCCCACAAA
Messenger RNA from Chlorocebus sabaeus (green monkey), 7339 nucleotides. It is a transcript of the gene FREM3, whose product is annotated as FRAS1 related extracellular matrix 3. The record is from RefSeq and is a predicted model, not a curated record. Gene Ontology annotation, biological process: anatomical structure morphogenesis; cell communication. Gene Ontology annotation, cellular component: membrane. NCBI's taxonomy places the organism in Eukaryota, Metazoa, Chordata, Mammalia, Primates, Cercopithecidae.